Messenger RNA from Strigops habroptila (Kakapo), 4980 nucleotides. It is a transcript of the gene TAF5, whose product is annotated as TATA-box binding protein associated factor 5. The transcript is spliced from 11 exons. Bases 20 to 2380 code for a protein of 786 amino acids. Gene Ontology annotation, biological process: transcription initiation at RNA polymerase II promoter. Gene Ontology annotation, molecular function: RNA polymerase II general transcription initiation factor activity; protein binding. The record is from RefSeq and is a predicted model, not a curated record. NCBI's taxonomy places the organism in Eukaryota, Metazoa, Chordata, Aves, Psittaciformes, Psittacidae. Gene Ontology annotation, cellular component: transcription factor TFIID complex.
GAAUGGAGGGCGAUGCAAGAUGGCGGCCCUGCAUGAGGAGCCGGCGGAGGUGACGGCGGUAAAGCCGGAUCCUGAGGCGGGGACGCCGCCACAGCCCCCCAGUGCUCCUCCAGCCGCCGCCGCCGCCGCUCCCGUCGCUCCCCCGGCUGCGGCGGCGGAGGGAGAGGCGGCGGGGAGCGGUGGGGAGGCGGCGCCCCCUAAGCCCGCGGCACCGGGCCCGGCCGCCUCCCCGGCGGCGCUGGACCGGCAGACGCUCGUAGCUGUGCUGCAGUUCCUGCGGCGUAGCAACCUCCGCGAGUCCGAGGAGAUCCUGCGCCGCGAAGCACGCCUGCUCGGCGAUGACCUCGGUUCCGCAGCCCUCAGCCCCACUGGCGCCGGGCUUCAGGGAAUCCCGGGUGGCGAUGCGGAUUCCAUCGGCGGCGAGGCGCUGCUUAGCCGGGUUACCGCCGCUGCCGCGAUAGGAGGCAAUGUCGCCACUGUCGCGUCUUCCAGCCCCGGGGUGGCAGCGGUCGCAGCCGUGCCGCCGGGGAAAGUUGGAGGAAGCGUUGUUGUGGAAGAUCAGCCAGAUGUGAGUGCAGUACUGUCUGCCUACAAUCAACAGGGAGACCCGACUCUGUAUGAGGAAUACUACAGUGGAUUAAAACACUUCAUUGAGUGUUCUCUGGACUGUCAUCGAGCGGAAUUGUCUCAGCUAUUUUAUCCUCUCUUUGUGCACAUGUACUUGGAAUUGGUCUACAAUCAACAUGAGAGUGAAGCUAAGUCUUUUUUUGAAAGAUUUCAUGGGGAUCAGGAGUGCUAUUACCAGGAUGACCUGCGUGUGUUAUCCAGUUUAACCAAAAAAGAACAUAUGAAAGGUAACGAGACCAUGCUGGAUUUCCGAACAAGCAAGUUUGUGCUGCGCAUUUCCCGUGACUCUUACCAGCUCUUGAAGAGGCAUCUUCAGGAAAAGCAGAACAAUCAGAUCUGGAACAUUGUUCAGGAGCAUCUUUACAUUGACAUCUUUGAUGGAAUGCCUCGCAGUAAACAACAGAUAGAUGCUAUGGUUGGAAGCUUGGCUGGGGAGGCAAAACGAGAGGCUAAUAAAGCAAAGGUUUUCUUUGGGUUAUUGAAAGAACCGGAGUUUGAUGUGCCUUUGGAUGAUGAAGAUGAAGAAGGAGAAAAUGAGGAGGGAAAGCCAAAGAAGAAAAAACCUAAAAAAGAUAGUGUAGGGUCAAAAAGUAAAAAACAGGACCCUAAUGCUCCUCCCCAAAACAGAAUUCCUCUGCCUGAACUGAAAGACUCUGACAAGCUGGAUAAAGUCAUGAAUAUGAAGGAAGCUGCACGGCGUGUGCGCCUUGGCCCAGAGUGCCUGCCCUCCAUCUGUUUCUACACAUUUCUUAAUGCUUACCAGGGUCUGACUGCAGUGGAUAUUACAGAUGACUCUAGCAUGAUUGUGGGAGGCUUUGCUGACUCUACUGUCAGAGUGUGGUCCGUGACUCCAAAAAAGCUGCGUAGUGUGAAAACAGCAGCAGACCUAAGUCUCAUUGACAAAGAAUCAGACGAUGUCUUGGAGAGGAUCAUGGAUGAGAAAACAGCAAGUGAGUUGAAGAUUUUAUAUGGUCACAGUGGACCCGUCUAUGGCACCAGCUUCAGUCCUGAUAGGAACUAUCUCUUGUCCUGUUCUGAGGAUGGCACUGUCAGAUUGUGGAGUCUCCAAACAUUCACGUGUUUGGUGGGAUAUAAAGGACACAACUACCCAGUAUGGGAUACACAGUUCUCUCCUUACGGUUAUUACUUUGUGUCAGGGGGACAUGACAGAGUGGCUCGUUUGUGGGCAACAGAUCACUACCAGCCUUUACGGAUAUUUGCUGGUCAUCUUGCUGACGUGACGUGUACCCGAUUCCAUCCAAACUCCAACUAUAUUGCCACAGGCUCAGCAGACAGGACAAUACGGCUCUGGGAUGUUUUGAAUGGGAAUUGUGUCAGAAUAUUCACGGGACAUAAGGGACCAAUUCAUUCACUAGCAUUUUCUCCUAAUGGACGAUUCCUGGCCACUGGAGCAACAGAUGGAAGAGUUCUGUUGUGGGACAUUGGACAUGGCUUGAUGGUUGGAGAAUUGAAAGGGCACACCGACACCGUCUACGCGCUGAGAUUCAGUAGAGAUGGAGAGAUUUUAGCAUCAGGCUCAAUGGAUAACACAGUUCGCCUGUGGGAUGCUGUGAAAGCAUUUGAAGAUUUAGAAACCGAUGACUUUACUACAGCCACUGGACAUAUAAACUUGCCUGAAAACUCACAGGACUUGUUACUAGGUACAUACAUGACCAAAUCAACUCCGGUUGUACACCUGCAUUUUACACGCAGAAACUUGCUGCUGGCUGCAGGAGCCUACAGUUCACAGUGAAUUGGGAAGCUGCAAGACUGACUGUGCCAAGUCACUGCAUUCGUGACCUCAGGAUGUGAGACGAGGAGGAAUGUCUUGUACAGGUGGAUCCCACUCGAAACAAAACUAUGUAAACUAAUGCAAGCAGCGUUUCUCAGUUCUGCUGUUUCAUAUUUAUCCACAGUUUGAAAAUGCUGGAGAUUGACAAGACAUCAUGGCUGUAAAAGAAGGAAUUGUUCAUGGUGCUUUUGAUAAAUAUAUACGUAUACAUGUAUAUGAAAAUGGCUGUCUCAUCUCAGAGAUGGUAUUGAGCUCUGCUGAAACUUGGAGAAAGUUAACAGCCUUUGUAUGUGUUCUCAACUGAUUUUUUUAAAGCACUUAAUUUAUGGUUAGCAGAUGUUUAAUCUAUCUCAAACACAAGUGAAAACUGUUCAGUUUCAGGAACGAAGAAUGUAGUUUAAUUCACUAUAGGCUGGGCUGGGCAACAGUAUGGUGAGAGUAUCCCAGCAACAAACAGGGCAUUGGAAGAGCAGGUCCUGCAGGCAGAGGCCUGUGGGGAACUGCAUCAGUGACGCAUAUGGGGUUUGUGCAGCCGAGUACUAAGUCCUGAGAAGAUUUCAAACUCCUGUACUCUUUUGAGGUAUCAGAAACACAGAUUUUGUUAUUCUGUUUUCACAGGUAGCCAGUGCUGUGUGACAAGCAACCAGAAGUGCAAUGUGAACUUAGUUUACUUUCAUAUUUUAUGGUCUGAAAAAGGGGGUGGAUGGGGGGGAACUGAGGCGUAACUGAAAUACCCAUUAUUAAAAAAGUGGACUUACACCCUUUUACAUUGUAUUGGAUCUAAAACAACUUCAACAACCUUUGUCAUUUCUGCAUAAGGUUUAAUAUAUCAAAAUGCAAAACUAGGCAAGAAAUCAAAACAUUGCAGAGUAAAAGGACUAAUCAGUCCUAAGUGUAUUAUCAGUUUAUCUCGUCUGCUGAAGUGACAACUUCCACCCACAAAAACUGUAACCCAGGAGGACCUCCUGGACAACCAGUAAAGCUCAGUGAUUUAUUGCUAGGAAAGAUUAAAACAUGCAAGACAUUGGGAAAUAUACUUCUUGUCUUUGACAAAAAAUCACCACCACCAAAGGACAAGCCCAGUUUGGUACGGUUAUAGGGUUGUUUUGGGUUUUGGUUUUUUUUGUAUCUCUUACAAGCUACAGAGAGGGAAAUCUGCUUUGUGUUCCUCCUUACUUUCCAGUAACAAUCUGCUGGCUCUCUAGUGAAAAUAAAAACAAGACUUGACAUUUCUGAGGUAAAGUAAGUGGAGAACUACCUCCCCUUUUCAUCCUUACUCUUGGAGUAAAGGUGUGUUACAGGCAUUACACAUCAAAAUAAAGGGUGGAAAAUUCAUUAGGAAGCUCACCUGGAAAUAUUUUUUAAAGGAAAAGAGGUUAAACCUAAAUUAUUAUGCUCUUUUUUUGUGUGUGUAAUGGUACCUCCACAAAAUUUCCUAGCUCACAAUAGGACCAGUUGGAUUUAAGUACAAUUGUGGUGAAUCAAGUUACCUAAAACAAAGCAUGUAGUUUUGACAGCUUAAAAACAACACUGCCACAUUCUGCCUUUGUAUUUUGUACAGUUUUAUACUUUUGAUACUAUAAUAAAUACUAAAACCACACAGUUUGUGUCUAUAUGUUACAAGAAGGCGUUUUCCUCUUGGCUGCAAUGGAAGCAAGAGCAGCACUUGUAUCUGUGAGCACUCUGCUAAGAAAAACAAAGUAAUUCAGAAACAAAGUAAUUUAGAAACAGUUAAGUUGAUGACAAGGUGUUUCAUGUAAGUUACCUAAGGGCAGGUGAUGGGUUGUAGCUAAUUGGAUCUAUUACAUUGUUACAACAACCAGUAUUCAUCUGGAAGGUUGCAUACAGCAAAGGCCAUUUAUUAAAACAAAACUCACGGGAGAGGAAGAUAACUACAUUUAAUCAGAAGGCCCAGAAUCUACAAAUGGCUUCAAAAAUACAUAAACUAGAGUGAGAGAGCACAAAGACCUGUUAUUUAUCUCUCCUUUUCUUCCAGCAACCCUGUCUACCUCUUCUUGCCCUCAGUUUGGGAGUAUAGUUGCAUUCUUAUCGCCGGCAGUCCCAGCUUCAGCCCUGCUGCUGGCUCCCCUCUGAAAAGCAUGGUGCCCUAUAAUCGCAUUUACACAUCAGCACUAAGGGGACAUCUAAGGAAGGGUCUAUGUUUUGAGCUACAGAAAGACACUGUGGAGAAUGCAAUAGACAGUUGUUAGUGUUGGGCAGGGAGGGGGCUGCAUAUAUCUAACUGUGGUAGGAACACCCCAUUUAUUAAGAGUUUAUGUCCAAGAAAAUCUGAACUAUUUCAGUCACUGUUCAUGAACAUGCAGGAUUACAAGAGCCUAACAUCAGCAAAGGAAGCCAUUUUCUUUCUGGCAGUUAUCUCUGAAAGGCAAGUAAAUCAAAUACCAUCCUUUAUCAGUCUAAUUUGGGAGGUUUUCCACGAAAACCAAACAGGAUCUAUGCAAAAUAUGGGCAACUGAGGCAGAAGUUGUAAUCUGCAUUGCAUUAAUAACUGUGAAGAAGUCAUGAUUUCCAUAUAAGCUACUAGCUUGGAAUACAAAAAA